Messenger RNA from Vitis vinifera (wine grape), 1515 nucleotides. RefSeq names its product NAC domain-containing protein 2. Lineage: Eukaryota; Viridiplantae; Streptophyta; Magnoliopsida; Vitales; Vitaceae. The coding region runs from base 117 to 1001 and encodes 294 amino acids. The record is from RefSeq and is a predicted model, not a curated record. Gene Ontology annotation, biological process: regulation of DNA-templated transcription. Gene Ontology annotation, molecular function: DNA binding. The transcript has 3 exons.
AUCUCGGUUCAGCAUUCGGAGAUAUCUUAGCAUCCAGGAAAAGGGGGAGAGAAAAGAGAAAAGAGAAAGAGAAAAAGGGAAAGUAAAUUUUAAGAAUUUUCAAGAGGAAGAAGUGAAUGAUGAGCGGAGAUCAGUUGCAGUUGCCGGCUGGUUUCAGAUUUCAUCCGACGGACGAGGAGCUCGUGGUGCAUUAUCUGGUUCGUAAAUGCGCAUCACAGAGCAUCUCCGUUCCGAUUAUUGCCGAGGUUGAUCUCUACAAGUACGAUCCAUGGCAGCUUCCAGGAAUGGCUCUGUACGGUGAAAAGGAGUGGUACUUCUUCUCUCCAAGGGACCGCAAAUAUCCCAACGGUUCAAGGCCUAACCGGGCGGCCGGAUCCGGCUACUGGAAGGCCACCGGCGCCGAUAAGCCCAUCGGCCGACCCAAGACGGUCGGAAUUAAAAAGGCACUCGUAUUUUAUGCCGGCAAAGCUCCCAGAGGUGUCAAAACCAAUUGGAUCAUGCACGAGUAUCGCCUCGCCAAUGUUGAUCGAUCCGCCGGCAAGAAAAACAACUUAAGGCUUGACGAUUGGGUCUUAUGUCGAAUAUACAACAAGAAAGGCAGCGCCGAGAAACAGCACACCUUUGAUCAAAAGUCAAUGAAAUAUCCAGAACUUGAAGACCAGAAGCCAAAAAUAAUAUCAACGGUUCAAAAUAAAGUAGUACCCUCUUCAUUGCCGUCCCUACCUCCAAUGCCUGCGCCGCCAACAACCAAUGACUACCUAUACUUCGAGACAUCUGAUUCAGUGCCGAGGUUACACACUCACACAGAUUCUAGUGGAUCCGAACAAGUAAUGUCACCGGAGAAGGAGGUUCAAAGCGAGCCUAAGUGGAAUGACUUUGAUUUUAGCCUCUAUAUGGAUGGUUUUGCCAACGACCCUUUUGCCUCUCAAGCACAGUUUUCGGGAGACUUAUUAACAUCGUCGUGGCAGGACAUGUUGAUGUUCUCGAACAAGUCAUUUUGAUAAAUAUUCCGAUUAGGAAAAUUUGAUCAUCGUACGUCAAACCUAGAAUAUGAAGAUGGUAGCUAUAUUGGUCUCAUGAUUCAUGAAGUUGCUAACAUGAGUUUCAUUCAUGGAAGAUAUGGGGAUGAUGGGAUGAGAAUGUGUUGGAUUGGUCGUUGUUAAUAUGUACCAUUGUAGGAAAUUCUCACCUUUGUAGAAUAUAGAAUAAUAGUAAAAUAUUCUUUUUUUUUCAUUUUACCAAAUUUAAUUGAUGAUGAUGAUGAUGAUUAUAAAAAAUGAGGGUGAAGGGUAUAUUGGGGAUGGGAUGGGGGGGAUUAACGAGGGAGAAAAUGACAAAAGUCAAUAUCUACCUUUGGUUGGUGUUGAAAGAGAAGGGUGCAUUUGUUCUUCUUCAACAAUGUUGAUUCGAACAACUUGUUGAAAGAUUAAUUUUUUUUUUCUUUCUCAUUUGUUGUAACACAUCUCUUCAUCUAAUCAAAUAUAAUAUGAGGUCUGUGGACCACCCAUUGCUCUC